Messenger RNA from Chelonia mydas (Green sea turtle), 1713 nucleotides. RefSeq names its product HORMA domain-containing protein 2-like. The transcript has 5 exons. The annotation marks the transcript as partial. The record is from RefSeq and is a predicted model, not a curated record. NCBI's taxonomy places the organism in Eukaryota, Metazoa, Chordata, Testudines, Cheloniidae.
UUUUAUCAGAGAGAAAGAUGCAUUCACUGUACUUUCUUAAAACAGAUUUACACCAAUCCCAAGGAGCCACAGAGGGUGACUGAGCUGUAUCAGUUCAAAUUCAAGUAUACAAAGGACGGGCCCCAGAUGGACAUCCUCAGCACCAAAAUGAGCUUUGCAAAGGGGGUGAGCAGUGAAGAGAUUAAGAAAGGUAGCAUCCUGCUGAUCCGUAAGCUGUACCUCUUAAUGCAGAACCUCGGGCCCCUUCCCAAUGACAUUAUCCUCACCAUGAAACUCUUCUACUACAGUGAUGUAACUCCUGAUGAUUACCAGCCCCCUGGCUUUAAGGAAGACAGCAGCCCAGAUAACCUGUUGUUUGAUGGAGAUCCUGUCAACCUGAAAGUUGGGUCCAUAUCCACUGGGUUUCAUAUCCUGAAAGUAAGAGUGACAACUGAGAGCAGGAGGAUGAGGACAUUGGGAAGCAGCCUGAUGCAGGAGAACGGCCCUACUGAGAUCUCCCAUCAAGGGCUGGAUUGUGACGAAGAAGAAGAGGGUAUUACCAAGGAGAGCCACGGGGAUCUGGUUACCAGAAUGACAGCCAGUGCCUGUCACAAUCAGAUAUCUGCAGUUAAACUUUCCACCCACUGAUUUCUUAAGCUCUGUUUUCUCUCGGGUAUUUGAGGCGAUUCCUGUACAAUACAAGCCUGACACUGCAGGACAAGUACCAUUCUUGUCAAUUAACACAGGCCCAACUGAAGUCAAAGAACAGGUUAGGCUUGUCAAGCUUAUAAAUGCACACUAAACCCAGAGGAAUCAGACAUUCCAGAACGAACCUUAACAUUGGGGAACCUGUUACAAGCAGCCUUCUGGAGAGCAAAAUAUUUCCAUUUCUGAAAGCUGGAUUGUUGGCAGGUCCAAUACACGUUUUUUAACCAGACACACGAUUCUACUGUAUUUGUGGAAUUUCAACAAGUACUGUUGCAACUGGUGGUGUGAGGAGGAAGAAGAGAGAUCUGAUGGUGAUGACUGGGUGCUGGUGGAUGCUGCAGAUAAAAACGUUGGGUUGCUGUUGGCAUUCACAGAGCAUCUCCAUGGGGAUUGGCGCUUCUGGGGCGGAGAAAAGAGCACUGACUGGUGGGCUGCAUCGUAAUGCAGGUUUGGGACGAUGCAGAACUUUCGCAUGCACAAGGCCAUAUUCCUGGAUCUGUGUGCCGAGCUCAUCCCAGCGCAUGAACACCAAAAGAGAGCUGCAAGGACAGUGGAGAAGCAAGUGGCGAUCACACCUUGGAAGCUUGCAACACCAGAUUGCUAAGAGUCAGUGAGCAGUCAGUCCAGAAAAUCCACAGUGAGGGCCAGUCUCAUCCAAGUGUGCAAAGCCAUUAAGCAUCUCCUGCUCCACAGUACACAACAGCUGUUAGAAGAGCCAACCAUGGAGCUGUAUAGCUAAGGGAGGCCUAAAAAGAGCAUUUAACAGUCAGCUAUAGUGGUGUUGUGUGAUACUUUUAUGAAUUAGUGAGCCUGGUGUGUAAAGAUCUUAAAUAUGUCAAGGUUAUUGACUCCCAUAAUCAACUUUGUAAUGGCUCAUUUAUGCUUAGUAUAAACUAAUAAAUAUUCUCAGAGUUUCCAAAAAUAUAAUUUUAUUGUGUGCAAAGAGACAGGAAACAAAGUGCAAAUAUACAAGUUAAAAACAGUUUAGCAGCACUGUAAAAAUAUGACUAAGGCUACGAUUUUAUG